AUGGAGGAGGCUCAGCGGCUGCUGACGGUGUCGGUGUGGAAGCUGUACCGGUGCCGGCUGCGCCGCGGGGGCCUCCGCCUGCACCGGAGCCUGCAGCUCUCGCUGCUCGUCCGCGCCGCCCGCCACCGAUACCUGAGCGCCCGCGCCGCCGCACAGAACCUCCCGGUACCGGCGCUUCCCGGGGCCGCGGCGUGCGGAGCGACCCCCGAGCGGGGGCACCUCCCGAGGGACCCCAACAACGCCCGGUGCCCGAACGAACCGAGCGCGGAGCACCCGAACCCGCCGAGCCCCCGGAGCGACCCCCGGAGCGACCCGAAACGGGGGAACCCCCCAAGGGACUGCACCGGGGACCACCCGAACCUGCCGAGUCCCCGGAGCGACCCCCGGAGCGACCCGAAACGGGGGAACCCCCCAAGGGACUGCACCGGGGACCACCCGAACCUGCCGACCGCAGCCCCCCGCGGUGAACGGCACCGGGGACGCCCCCCCAGCGCACCGGGCGAGGACCCCCCGAGCCCCCCAGCCGGGGACGGCCCACGGACAGCGGACCCCGGUCCCGCCCCGGACACCCCGAACCCCCCGAGCGCUGCCCCCGGCCCUCCCCGGCCCCCCGGAGCCCCCCGGGCCGGGCAGAAGCGGCGCAGCAGCGGCUCCGCGGGGCCGGUCCGGGGCCCGGUACCGAGCAAACGGGCGCGGCUGGAGGCGGAGGCGCCGCCGCUGCCCCCGGGACCGCCCGGGCGCUGCUCGGGGCCGCCCGCGGCCGCCCUCGGCUUCCUGGACACGCGGAAUUUAACGGGGAUCUCCCCCGGACACACGGAAUUUAACGGGGAUCCCCCCCCCGACACACAGAACCGGUUCGGGAAGGCUCCAGACACGCGGAACCGGUUCGGGAACCCCCCGGCACACGCGGAACUGGAACGGGGAUCCCUGUCGGUCACACAGAACCGGUUCGGGAACCUCCCGGACACACGGAAUUUAACGGGGAUCCCCCCCCGGACACAUGGAACCGGUUCGGGGAUCCCCCGGGACACGCGGAAUUUAACGGGGCUCCCCCGGACACGCGGAAUUUAA
Molecule: messenger RNA, 1071 nt
Organism: Pseudopodoces humilis (Tibetan ground-tit)
Lineage: Eukaryota; Metazoa; Chordata; Aves; Passeriformes; Paridae
Source: RefSeq, a predicted model, not a curated record